This is a messenger RNA of Syngnathus typhle (broad-nosed pipefish), 6532 nucleotides long. It is a transcript of the gene xkr4, whose product is annotated as XK related 4. Lineage: Eukaryota; Metazoa; Chordata; Actinopteri; Syngnathiformes; Syngnathidae. Bases 121 to 1971 code for a protein of 616 amino acids. The record is from RefSeq and is a predicted model, not a curated record. Gene Ontology annotation, biological process: phosphatidylserine exposure on apoptotic cell surface; apoptotic process involved in development; engulfment of apoptotic cell. The transcript has 4 exons. Gene Ontology annotation, cellular component: plasma membrane.
CAGAAGAGGAGGAGACGCGCAGAAGGGUGUCGACGGUGAGAGGAGACAGGGGUGGAGGAGAGAGGCUCAGAAGGUGGGCGAAAUAAUAGACUAUACUAGUGUUAUUACAAGCUGGUAACAAUGGCUGCUAAAUCGGACGGGGUCCUGAAGAUGAAGAAGAGCGACGUGGCCUUCACGCCCCUGCAGAACUCGGAGUACUCCGGCUCGGUUCAAGGGCUCCACCCGGGCUGCCAGCCCGACUCCGCUGGCGCCGGGGACGCUGACUUCGUUAACGGGGAAUCGCGUUGUUGUGGCGGCGGGGGCUCCAACACGGCUUGUCUUCGCUUGGGCAGGGAGCAGCAGAAAUAUGCGGUCUGGGACUGCCUGUGGAUAGUCGCCGCAGUGGCCGUGUAUGUGGCCGAUGUGGGCACUGAUGUGUGGCUGUCAGUCGACUAUUACCUCCAGCAAGACUACUGGUGGUUCGGCCUGACACUCUUCUUCGUCGUACUGGGUUCCUUCUCGGUGCAGCUCUUUAGCUUCAGAUGGUUCGUUCACGACUUCAGCACAGAGGAGGCGACGGAAUCCGCCGCCGAUUGCUCGCACAUGGACGGUAAUAAGCUGCUGAGUGGCUCGGCCUCACACGCUGAUGUGAGCGCUCAGCAUCCCCCGACCACGCCGCAGAGACAGGCGUCGACCGCGAGUAAGAACACUACGACCAACAGCACCAACAGCACCGCCAUGGGAAGCCGGACUCGGAAACGCUCGGCCUCAUACUCCUUGUGUAUGUGGUGCUCUCAGUCUCUCAUCCACAUCGUCCAGCUGGGCCAGAUAUGGAGGUACCUCCAUACUAUUUAUCUGGGCAUUCGGAGUCGUCAGAGUUCUGACACUGACCGGUGGCGUUACCAUUGGAGGAUGAUCUAUGAGUUUGCAGACGUGAGCAUGCUGCAUCUACUGGCCACUUUUCUCGAGAGCGCUCCACAGUUGGUGCUACAAUUGUGCAUCAUAAUACAGACACACAAACUUCAGGCUGUGCAAGGUAUGACAGCAGCAGCCUCCCUCGUCUCCCUUGCCUGGGCCCUGGCCUCCUAUCAGAAAGCCUUGCGAGAAUCUCGGGAUGACAAGAAGCCCAUCACCUACCUAGCUGUCAUCAUUCAGUUCUGCUGGCACUUCUUCACUAUCGCCGCAAGGGUCAUCACCUUUGCCCUGUUUGCGUCCGUUUUCCAACUUUACUUUGGCAUCUUCAUCGUGCUACACUGGUGCAUCAUGACCUUCUGGAUUGUCCACUGUGAGACGGACUUUUGCAUCAGCAAGUGGGAAGAAAUUGUGUUUGACAUGGUGGUGGGCAUUAUCUACAUCUUUUCCUGGUUCAAUGUUAAGGAGGGACGGACAAGGUGUCGUCUUUUCAUCUACUACAUGGUGAUACUGGUGGAGAAUGCGGCUCUCAGUGCAUUGUGGUACAUCUACCGCUUACCUCACCCCACUGACUCCUUUGCUGUGCCAGCACUCUGUGUCAUCUUCAGUAGUUUCCUCACGGGGGUGGUUUUCUUGCUCAUGUACUAUGCUUUUUUCCAUCCAAACGGGCCUCGUUUUGGUCACUCGCCAAGCUGCCAGCGCCUUGAUCUGGAUGCCACGACUCAGUUCUCCACACUACCGUCUGAGGGUCUCACCAAUUCUCUGCGCUCCAACCGGGGAGCCACCACAACAUUAGAGCGCGACGCUGCAAAAUAUACGGAAAGGGAUGGUUGCAUGCCAGUGUUUCAGGUGCGACACACCGUGCCAUCUACGCCAUCAUCUCGUGCGCCUCGCCUCGAUGAGACCGUCAUCAAGAUCGAUCUCUGUCGGAACCGCUACCCAGCCUGGGAGCGCCACGUCCUCGACCGUAGUAUACGAAAGGCAAUUUUGGCCAUAGAUUGCUCGCUGACUCCUCCACGGCUGCAGUAUAAAGAUGAUGCCCUGGUACAAGAAAGGUUGGAGUAUGAAACCACAUUAUAAUGCUCUCUUAACCACCCAGCAGCCAGAAUCAGCAAAAAAGACUGUGGCACGUGACUCCCCAUUUCAUCUCUCUCCCCCUACUUUCCUCGUCAACUCAGUGACCUUCCAAUGGAAAAUCCAACGAUCAGAGGAGAGGUGAAGCUCAUCACUAUCUCCUUUGUAUUUCUACUUGUCUGGUUAUUUUUACUUGGGUUCAUCAGGGAAAUCCUGUGUGGUAUUAAAAAAAUGCAUAUCAACAGAGUACUGAAAAACUCAAAAACCCCAAGAGACUUACGUGACUUGGGCUGAGUUCAACAAAUCCAUCGGGAUAUCCUCAUCCCUCCAGGGUCCAAGUUUGAAGUCAUCUGAUGUUACACGUGUGUGACACUUGAAUUUCUGAGGAAAAAUUCCCUGAUUCCCUGAUUUAAAACUUGAAAAACUCAUGUAUGUCUUACUGUGCAGGUGUCCGCAUAUCAGAGAGUUCUGAUGACGUGAUGUUGUGGACACCUCUCAUCAAUUUCACAACAAUAUCUGUUCCCUUCUCCUAGUGCCAAAAUGUUUCCUUGGAAAUAUUGAAGAUGUGGAGCGCCUCAUACAGUAGAUGGCACAGUAGUCUCUCCACAAGUGCAGACUUUUAAUCGUCUUAGCUCAUUCUAGAAGAAGAAGGUCAAGUACUUGAAGACAAUGGUUAAAGUAGCACUUAUUUACAAUUGUCAAACCUGGCUGAAAGAAUGGGUGGAACAAAAAGUUGGACACAAAGAUCCACAGCCUCUCUCUCUCCAUCUCGCCGACUGCCAUGGGGGGAAAAAAAACUUCCUGGCACCUCAAGUCCACAAUGAAGAACAGCUUUCUACACUAAAGUGAGCUGAAGUUCCACCUUGUGAAGGACAGCAGCAGGAUUGAGGACUGUGGUGGAUGCCAUUUGAAAAGAAAUGACGCGUGGAGAAUCCAAAAGAUACAGCCAGGAAGGAAGCGCUUGCAACGCCAAAUCGAAGCAACCGGGAUGUACAAUACUUCUAUACAACAUGCAGCAUUUUCUUACCUUUUCAGAUCAGUAGUGGGUACUGAAGUCAUUGUUAUUCUUGUUCUGUAUGUCCAAAAGUCUUAGAUCACCAUUACAGAUGUUGUUUUAGUAAGUACUAUAAUACAAUGUCGGCGAGUAAAACACAGGCCUCAAACAAGGCCAAGCUGUGAAGAAAAAUAACUAAACUUAGUUAUCACCAACAAAGUUCUUGGUCAGCCCGUCCUUUACUCAUUUUCAUGAUGAUUGGUCAGCUAUUUUUUUUUUUUUAUCCGGUUCAGAUUGAUGGCUGCUGUAAAAAAACAAGAUCAUUAGAAGAAGAAAGCUCAAGGUGGCCUAAGACUUUGCACAAUACCGUGUGUGUCUGUGUGUGCGUGCGUGCGCGUCUGUACGAAUUUGUGUGCAAAUAUAUGGACCCCUUUAUGGCCUACGUCAUGAUGACGUCAGUGUAAGCUGGAGGCAAAGUGAAGUUGAAAUAUGCCAACUUGCGUUUUCAAGCAUGCUAAAUCAUUUUGCCUCCAGCUAAGCCACGCCCCCCCAAAAUGAUGCCACAUUGUUUACAAACUCAAAAGGGGGUUUAACUACUGUGACUUGCCAUGCCCCUUGUCGAAUUGAAUGGGAUGGUACUGCUGACUUGAAAAGACUUAAGAUAAAUAGGCCACAAGUUGAGCAGGUUGCCCCCCGGCCCUCUCACUUCCUGACUCCCACAGUGAUGAUAUUUGAAAUACAAUACAUCUUCCAGGGUCAAACAUAUAUGCCAUAGCAAACUUUUAAAUAUAGUUCAGGUGAUAAUUUAAGUAACACUUAAACAUUCCAUACUUUCCUCGUAUGGGAAUCUAAUGAAAAUUUCCCCAGACAUCUGGAAAAGCUACAAUAGGUAUCGUAGACAAAAUCAAGGAGGGAUCACUGCAUAUAGUGCAUUUCCACCUCUUUCCUAACUAUCCCAACCUAAAAAACACACACAUUCAGGGAAUGCUGGGAUGUUAAAGUAAGCACAUGAUCACACAAUGCGAUGUAAUUUUCUCCUUUAGUCAAAUACAGCCCUUACCCAAAGUAGCUUCCAUUUUUUAAAUGUUUUUUGCAAUUUAUACAAUAUUGUUAUUUUCCAAGAGAAAAGCACAACACAAGGCAAUUGGAUAAUCAGAAUGUCACUUUUGAUUUGAUUUGUUCAUUCGCGUGAAAGGUUGCAUCAUUUCAGCUUGUCAGUCUGAAUUUAAAUGUAAUAAUCCCACUGUCCAAGACAAAAAUCAUCAUAUCAUCAUCAUAUAGCUGACAUGCCCUAACCUACUUGAAUAUCUUCACUUUGUUAAACGUAAUGAUUUGUAUUCUAACAAAGACAAGGCAGAAGAGAAAGGCUGUAUGUAUUUUUAUUCUACUAGCUCAUAACGCAGGUUGAAUUUUCCUGAGUCUUUCAUUUUUUUCUCUCUGGUUUUUGCCCAAUACUGUUUGUUUUGCAAACAUUUCAUUUGCUUUUUUUUCCCCCACAACCAACCAUAACCAAUGUGUCUUGUGUGUGUGUGUGCAUAAUGUGUUGUGGAUCCCAUGAUGGUAUUGUUGUGGGACAAUGUUGGGCGAACAUUCAUACUCCCCAGCCAUUUCUUUUUUUUUAUUACUUUGUGACCACAUGUUCGAACAUGUACAGAAGAGCAUUAUAGGGCCAGUGAAGGAAAGAAAAAAAAGGGGUGGGUGCCAGGAUUCUGACAUUUUUUCCCAGAAUUCUGAUUUUAAAGUGAGAAUUCCCACUUUGAAGUCAGAAUUCCGAAGAAUCGUGAUUAUAGCAGGUCAUGGGGAAGUCGGGAAGUUUAAUUAGUAGACAGUGCGCAGUUAGUUUGUCAUGUCUGGCUGUAACUUGCUGUUGUGCUAUGCGUUGCAGUAAUUAGACCAUUUAUUCAACAAUGGUUCGUAAUUCGCGUCCAUGCGUGCGACAGUAUGGUCUGAGUUGCAGACCAUAUUGUCAAUUUACCGUUGACAUGAAGCUACCUCAGUACAUUCAGUUAAUGAGUACCUCCUCAUCUUCAUCACAUCCACCCAUUUUAGUCCUGACAGUGUCCUGCUUAUAUAACAUUUCAUUGUAAAGCCAAUGUUGCAAUGCUUACAGUGCAUACAAAUGAUUGCAUUAUAAUUGUAAUGUGCCAAACUGAAACCUCAAAAGUCCCAUUGGAAAUUGAAGUAUGAUUACUUAUUCUAAGGCCUUUUCAGCAUAGUAAAAACACAAAUCAUACAAAAACUGUGACAUUGCAAUUGAGCCAAGGUUUGCUGGCGUGUUUCCAUAAUGCAGAGUGUUAGAUUGUUUGGUAUAGCAACAGCCUAUCUCAAUCUGUCAGAAAAAAGAUUUUCAAUUUUCCAAUCAUUUAUUUGUGUAGACAAAUUAGUAAUCAAAAGAAUAACAAAAAUAUUAACACAAGUUAAUGUGUAAAAGACGAUCAAAUACUCAUUCCCAUACAAUUUCAAGGACUGUUCAUUUCAAAAUGAAAUGAUUUGAUUCGUUUGGUUGGAUCACAAUUUGAUUCAGUAUUGUACGGCAUACAUUUUACACUUGACAAUAUUGUAAAUGUGGCAUUUUCUUCAAAGAUCACUUGUUAAAAUCCGAUGCACUCACAUAUUGCGCAUCAUUGACGGAUGGAUGGAUGGAUAUCUUUUAGCAGGAAAAGAGGUCAAAGUAUAUCUAUUAAACAAAUAAUAAUCACUUUAACAAGGUAUGAAUAAUUUGGCCGACUCUAUGUGUGUGUUUAUAUCAAGGUGCAUAAGUGUAACUGUUCAUAAUUUUUUUUGUCUGGACAGCAGGUUGGGUGCAUGUCCAGAAAAUGGCGAACUACUUGGAGGUUCUUUCUAAUCCCCACCUUGCAAUUUAGUGGAGAUUGUGGUAUGUGAGACAUUGAUUAAAACAAAACAACAAUUUAACAGCACCCCACUCACAUUGGUGUCGCGUGAUUAUCCUCUCGAUACAGCAACAGACUUGCUAAAAACCAUAAUGAAAGUGAGUGACUCUCUUAGUUUUGAUGGACAUGUUAAAACCUGUGCAGUAACAUCUAUUUUAGAUUAUUCAGCACACGAAUAAAGGUAAAAUCAAGUUGCUUAUCCUGUCACACACUUGUAUGAGCAUCCUGUUCAAGUGGCUUGGUUGACAGUUGGAUGAUACCACGUACUAAAUGAAUAUCGGAAAUGAUGAGUUUAGAGCUUAACUGUAAAUAAACAUAUGCAAAAUGUACAUGUUUAAAAAUAGGACGUUCCUAUCUUGAGUUCUGACUGUGAAGGGUUUGACGCCAAAAGGUUGGCUCUAAUUAUGACAAUAUAAAGUACUUCAGAGAAUAAAACAAUAUGUGUGGUAUAUGUGGUGUAUUUUCAGAAAAAAAGAAAUGUUUAAGAAAAAUGGUAAAUUGCAUUCUGUGAUUAAAUUCUGAAGUGCUAAACUGUAGGGGGACGGUGUUCUAUGGACGAAGAAUACAUUAAAUUAAAAAAAAUAAAAUCCAGAGUGAUGAUCAAAACAUUUUUGUACAUAUGGAGUUUUCUUUUGUAAAUUUUUAUUUGAAUCUAAUGCAAACUACCAAAAUGUAUUUAAUA